UUGCAACCUCAGUGCUGACAGGGACCCGGUCUGUGACUAACUGCUGCAGAGAUUAUAAGGCAGAAGCUGACCCGUCCUUACAUUGGGCACACAGAAACAUGCACACAUCAUCCCGUGCUCUGAUCUGAGUAUACAGGUAUAGACAGUCUAGUGACAGGAAAAUGAGACUGCGCAGAGUGGAGGAGACCGUCCUCAGCUGUAUGCUCCUCUGUCAGUCCUGUUGGCUGCAGUUUGUCACUACUCAGACAGGAACAAUUCACCCGGAUACCAGCAGGUCAUUCAUUGAGUUCCUCAAUCCACCAGAGACGGUGACCAAUGGGCCUGUCCUAAAGGUCCUCUACCACUGUGAGAGGAGCCAGGUGGUGCAUGUUGAUGUAUUAGCGUCAUCGCUAGUAAAGCCUUUGGUUGGUAUAUUUAAAAAACGCUGGAUUUGCAGUCCUGAUGGCACAGAGUCCAUUAGAGAAAUCAGGUUGGACUUCCCGGAUCAGAUGGUCUAUAGAGAGGACUUUUUCCUCAGGCACCCAAUCUAUGUCUCCAAUGUUCUGCUGAGGGCAUGGAUCACAGAUUAUCCACAUGAUUUUAACAAACCUGACAGGAACUCAUACAACAAAGGGGUGGUAAAAAUGUACCACUUAAUACCAACCCCAGCACCUUACAAAAGACCUUACAAAGACCACCAGAAGACUUUACACUGGGACAUGGAACUGCUGUGGAAUCUCAGAAAGGACAAAAUAACACAGUGCCCGGCUGAAGAAGAAGUGGCCCAUCUCCUUCCCUUUCUCUACGCCUGCAGUGGGGAGAGUUUUGGCUUACUGAGGACGCUGGCGCCAUACAGCGACCGGGUACUGGAGCGACAGAGGUGGAGGUACUCAGUGUCUCCUCGCUGUAGCUUCACCACCUGGGUGUACGUCAUGCAGUGGUGCCCAGUAGACUUCUGUGGCGUUCUGUACCAUCUGGAUAUCAGAAAUGAUUACAUAACCCCUGCAGUGCUGAUGACCGACACAGGUCAUCUCCACAUCCAGGUGGAACUGGUCUCCAGUGAUCCCCACGCGUUUCGCAGUGUGAGUCCUAUUGCUUUGAAGGAGUGGUGCCAGAUUCAGCUGACGCUGGAGAACUCUCUGGCCAACCUGACGGUGAUAUGUGGAGAGAAGGUGAAUGCGAUGACAUACAGGUUCCCGGAUAAGAUCCUUCUCUCUGACACCGCAGGGAGUUUUCACCUGGGGGGAUCUAAGUACGUCCGCGGGAUGAACGGAUUCUACGGCCCCAGCAUCUAUUACAGGAACAGAAUUGUUCCCAUAUAUAAGACUCAUCCUCCACUUCUGGUAGAGAGCACAGAGCUGUCCCAGUGGUUCCUGACUUGUGACGCGUUUAAGGAUGAAUGUUCAGCGAGAUUCCAGCAUUUGUCCUCUCUAAGGAAACCGUCUGAGCCCGCAGGGGGCUGCAGCGACACUUACCGUGAGCUUAUUGCCCGCUAUCGCCCGCCAGAUCCGGGUCCCAAGUGUACAAUUUGGGAUGCACCACCUCCCUCCCACAGGUCACUAAUCAGCAGGAUGCUGAGGAGGAGAGCAGGCCGGGCAGGUCACGUCCACUUUAAGAGUGAGCUCUUCGGCCAAGCCUUGCACAGAGUAUACCUACGGAAAAUCCUGGCUCCAGAGGGUCUUUCUGGAAUAAGAAGGGCAAUGCCUCUCCUGCUACAGGCCGGCUGCCUGGGACAUGACCCCGCUCUCUACCUUGCGUCCGUCCUAUACCAAACCGGCCUGGGGGUGAAGAGAGACGCGUCUAAGGCUCUGAAAUUCAGCCUCAUCUCUGCCCAGAAGAGCGAGCGUCUGUCACAGCUGUCCCUGGGGCACAAGCACCACCUGGGCGUGGACGGGUAUCCGCUGGACUAUGAUCUGUCUUAUGCCUAUUACUCCAGUGUCGCCCGCCAGACGAUGACCGACCGACUGCAGCCGGACAAACACCAGGCCUUUGUGGAGCACAUCCGUCUCACUGAUGAGGACGUUCUGAAGCAACAAACGAAGGAGAACGACGACCUCUUCAUGUGGCUGAGAUUCCAAGCCAGGCAGGGAGUGACCUCAGCUCAGCAAGCGGUCAGCCGGAUGCUCUUCUGGGGUCAGCAGGGAAUCUCCUCCAACCCCCAGGCUGCGGUGAAGUUCUAUGAAAGGGGGGCUCGGGAACUGAAAGACCCUGUGAUGAUGUAUGAUUAUGGGGUUGUGUUACUGAGGGGGCAAGGAGUUAAACAGAACAUCCCAAAGGCGUUGGAGUAUCUUCGGAGGGCAGCUGAUAUGGACUUUGUGCCAGCACUGAACAGCCUGGGCUGGUAUUAUGAGCAGCACAAGAAGGACUACAGGAAAGCGGCUGACCUCUGGGAGAGAGCCGACCGACUUGGAAAUUCUGAGGCUCCGUUCAACCUGGGAAUCCUGCACUACUAUGGGCUGUACCCGGGCAGAAUGCAGAACCACUCUGCAGCCUAUCACUAUUACCUGAAGUCGGCUCUUCGCGGCCAUAUCGACGCAGCUGUGAAUCUGGCCAACUACUGGAUACGAGGACACCCGGAGGUUGUGGACCGGCUGCCGUACGACGCUGUGGUGUGGACUAAAUGGGCCGGGGAGCAGAACGGAUACCUCGGAGCCACGCUACGCAACGCUCUGGACAGUUACCUAGAGCAGUCCUGGGCCGGGGCUAUUCUCUAUAACAUCCAGGCCGCCGAGACUGGAUUUGAGGUCGCUGCGUUCAAUGCAGCCGUCCUGUGCGAGCAGGACCCGGACGGACUGGUAAGCCGCUAUCUGCAAAUUGACUGUAUAUGGAAAUAUUAUAACCUAUCAACACACAGUGACCGGCCGCCUUCCUAUGCUCAGAUAAAGAUGGGCGACCUGUUCUACACUUCCCAUGGGAGGAGGAAGCGUGAUGUGCAAGCAGCAGUGCAGAUGUACACAGCGGCGGCUGCACAACGAGAUCCACAGGGUCUGUACAGCCUGGGGAUCCUCGUGGAGGAAGGUGUGACUCUACCCAGGUCCACGCUUGAUCAACUUGGAUUCAACAGAUCCAUCUCCAGCCAUAACUACACUAUUAUCAUGGAACUGUACAGGAGGUGUCGAGAUCAUGAGGCAGAAGAUUCCUAUGUUCCGUGCAGCCUGGCGCUCCUUAACGCUCAGCUUCAGUAUGUCUGGAAGUUCCAUGGCUCUAUCCUCAAGUGUUCCAGCGCAGCUGCCAUUGCGCUUGUCACAGCGCUCAGCUUGAUGACGGUAUUUGGGAGAUUACAGAAUGCAGCACGGAACCUUCAGCUGUCUGUGUGAUGAGAGAGACGUCUCCUGUGUCCGCAAUAUGUUCAGCACGGGGCUGUCUCUUAUCGUCCUAUCAUGUCAGUGCCUUGAACUCUCUGUGAGGGGUUUUCUCAUCUCAAACUCAGGACUUUUAUACUAAGGGAUCUGCACUCAAACUUGACGUUGGUUGGUGGCACAAAUGUUACAGGAACUUGAUCAGCGCAUUUUCCAAACAUUUUUUCCCAAAUAUAUUUUUUCAUCGUCAACCAAAUUUUUAUUGAUUUUACUGCCAGUUAUAUUUCUACAUGAUGGACUGCUAUGCGCAGGGAAAAGCUGCGUCAGAACACGGAGCCUCUCUCGCCGUGUUUUCCUGAGGGAUCUGAGGGAUGAACCUUGCAGACGUAGAGAAAUAUUCCGUAGAAUAUAGAAAUAGAGCUACAGCUGCUGCUAACUACAAGUACCACGUAGCCUUUCCCGCAGAUUCUAUUUCACAUGUGACUUCUCUUUGUUGGCUUACAGGUUUUUUUUAAAUAAAUUAUUUAAAGUACAA
Messenger RNA from Pseudophryne corroboree (corroboree frog), 3813 nucleotides. RefSeq names its product protein sel-1 homolog 3-like. Gene Ontology annotation, molecular function: protein binding. NCBI's taxonomy places the organism in Eukaryota, Metazoa, Chordata, Amphibia, Anura, Myobatrachidae. The transcript is spliced from 23 exons. The record is from RefSeq and is a predicted model, not a curated record. The coding region runs from base 162 to 3296 and encodes 1044 amino acids.